AAAAACCUACAUUCUCGUUUCUCAGUAUUUCUUAGCGAAUACAUGCUUUCGUUAAUGAAGUAACAACUCAUGUUUGCUAUGAAAAUGUAGACGUUACACACGCUGCUAGCUCGUUAGCACGCAAGCUAGCAGAGUCCCGUGUUGUUAAACGUGACUUGGAGAUUCAAAAUGUCGAGAUAACAUUUUUUUUUAAGUUUUGGCUUUUUCUACGUUUUCGUGGUUGUUUGAAGGCAAACAGGUGCAAUAAUACGAACACAUUGGUAGACAUUGUUUGAAGUUGGAACGCUUACUGGACAACAAUAAUAUCCGCUAUUUCCGGUGUGGUCACGUGACAGACCAUUGCAGCCAUAGACAUAAGGGUACGCAGCAUGGAGCGCUACUGCCUACUGGCGCUGACGAGACGCGGGGCCGCCAUCUUGGAGUGCCAGCAUGCAGCUGGAGCCCACAAGGACCUCGUCCGUCUUCUUGCUGUGUGAAGGAGCAGCCUGCAGCCUGUGCUCUCACAACUUUGCUGAACGUCUGCCCACGGAGAUGAGCGUGAAGAUCUUUGAGGAGCUGGACGCAGAGAGCCUGUGCAGCGCCUCCAGCACCUGCAGGCUGUGGCACCACAUCAUCCAGGACAGCCAGCAGCUGUGGAGGAGACAAUGUCUCCUGCUGAGAGCCGUCUGUCACAGGGAGGUGGACAGCGACCGCAGGGACGGACUCCCCUGGAAGGUGGCGCUAGUGCGGAACUACACGCUCGGCUGUCUGAAGAGAGACUGGCUGAGCGGUCGCUAUAGCAACGUCACGUCAGCUGACGAGCUCAGACACAGCAAGAUGGUCCCGCUGGACGCCGAGACCUGGGGGGAGAUCUUGGAGGCCGAACUGGACCGAUGACAUCCUUAUCUAAUUUAUACCUUUUUAUUCACGUUUGUACAUACACACAUUUAUAUAUGCUUUUUUUUUUUUACACUUUUUUUCUCAAGAAGGUAAGAGAAUUAAUGUUAUUUUACCCUCAAAACAGUGAUACAUAAUAUUUGUAAGAAUCACAGUAACAUGUUGAUUUAUCACCAAUGGAUGUCAUGGAACUGUUUCAUGUUGCAUGUCAUUGGCUGUAGUCUGUGAAUGCCAAGUGAUGCAAUAAAUCACCAGCUGUUUCUUUGACAUCAUAACACUCAUCCAACCUCUUUCUGAUAAAAAUGCGUGUCAAGCUCAUGUAUGUCCAAGUACUGAGCUUUUAUUGUGAAGUCUGCAGCCAGAAGUAGCACUACUGAGCUCUUAUUGUGAAGUCUGCAGC
Messenger RNA from Entelurus aequoreus (snake pipefish), 1276 nucleotides. RefSeq names its product F-box only protein 48. Gene Ontology annotation, molecular function: protein binding. The record is from RefSeq and is a predicted model, not a curated record. NCBI's taxonomy places the organism in Eukaryota, Metazoa, Chordata, Actinopteri, Syngnathiformes, Syngnathidae. The transcript has 3 exons. The coding region runs from base 430 to 876 and encodes 148 amino acids.